Molecule: messenger RNA, 1719 nt
Organism: Spodoptera exigua (beet armyworm)
Lineage: Eukaryota; Metazoa; Arthropoda; Insecta; Lepidoptera; Noctuidae
Source: the annotation of a GenBank genome assembly
CAAUUGACAACACCAACAAUAAUAGCACCAAGCACGGCCGCCGCAUAUAUCAAUCAAGCUCAAUUUCUACGCGUUGAGUACAUAUUGGAUUUUCCCUCCUUUUCAUUUUGCCGAUUGUUAUUGACUGUUAUCUUACAAUAUUGUUUUUAAUCAGACAUUUAUCAUGCGUAAAAUAUCCAAAAGUCGCACAGAUGACGAUGUGGUAUCUUCCACGAAUGGAUCUGUUGUAAACGAAGAACAUUCAACCGACGCGGAACGCCAAGCUGACCCAGAUGAAAAAGAGCCGGAAUCGGAAUCAACUGAUAAUGUCGAAAUAAAUGAGAAUGUGUCUACAAGUACCAUCAAAGAAUCUUCAAAGAAGGGUAAAGCAAAGAACAAAACUAAAAAAAAGAAGUCCGAGAAAAAGGUGACUGAAGAGGAAUAUGAGGUCGAAAAAAUUGUGGAUUCCAAACGGAUUAAAGGCAAACUGCACUACCUCAUACGUUGGAAAGGCUAUUCAGCUGACAAUGAUACAUGGGAACCAGAAAAUACUUUAUCCUGCCCUGAGCUUAUUAACAAGUAUAAUGAUGAGAAAGAGAAUUCCAAAACUAAAGAAAAUAAGGCUGAGAAAAAGAAUAACAAAAGGAAAGCUAAGAAAGCACCAAAAACACCUGCUAAGAGAAGCAAACUUGACUGGGAUGAUAGCAAUGCUGAUGAAAAUGCAGAGUAUGAGGUAGAUCGUAUCUUAGAAGUUCGUCACAAGAAGAAUGGUCAAAGAGAAUUUUUUAUCCACUGGAAAGGAUGGUCUAGCAAAUUCGAUUCUUGGGAACCAGAAGACAAUUUAAAUUGCCCUGAGUUAAUAAAAAAGUUUAUGGACAAAGUCUCCAAAGCUCGGUCUGUUGAUUCUCGGAACUUGAGAGUGGCUCCAGAAACUACAAACCGCUUUACAUUACAAGACCCUUCAUCAGGGCGCAGGUUGAGCAAACGGCGGGGACAGCGUCAAAGGGUGCGUUAUGACAAUGCUGAAUAAGUGACCCUCCUAUGUUUAGAAUGGUACAGUCUGUGUACCAAAUUGAUCAUUUAUGUAUAGGUAAUAAGGUUUUGCAGUGUUACUUCAAAGAAAUGGCAGAUAUAUUUUAUUUUAUAAAGAUGUUUUAUCUUUACUUUGUAUUGCUUUUUCAUUUAUGUGCAAUGUUGUUGCAUAGUUAAAAAUUUAUGAUCUAGCAAAAUGCACGCAAUUGACAAUAUUACUAUAUGUAUAAAAUUGUGUAAGUAUGUGCAGCUAGCCUAAGUUGUUAUUAAGAGCAAGAAACGAUUUAUGUAUUAGGUUCCAAUUUUUCUACAUUAUAAAAUAUGAUGGUAAAAGAGACUCAAUUUAAAUGACAUUUUGAUUUUCUGUAACUAAAAUAUGGGCUAAGGGUCCGUCCAUAUAUUACGUCACUUUUCAUGAUUUUUGAAUGCCUCCCACAUCCUUACACAGCUUGUGACAUUUGUGAAACCUCCCCUCCCUAUGGUGACAUAAUUAAUGGAUGACCCUCAAUAAAACCUUAUUUAAAAUGUAUCAAAUGUUAUUUAAUACAAAUCUGCAGUUAACAGUUAAAACCCAUAUAGGUAGUUCAGUGUAUAAUUUACAGUCAUUGCAUGUGUUUACUGUAAAAUAAAUAGAGAAUUAAGCUAACAAUUAUUGACGAUCAUUUGAAUUGUGUCUAUGAUUAUUUUUUACUCUUACUCUUAUAGCCU